AGGAAGAGAAGAAAGAGCGGAUUACAGUUUGGGAGACAGCAUGUUAGAAAGCCUGGACAGUUCUGGAACAAGAUCCUUGGACAAGAAAAACCAGGAUGAACUUAAACCAGGAUGAUUGGAAAAGAAGAAUAUAGAGAAGGAAAGGAAGGGCUCGUGAUCCAAAGCGUCCCACAUCAGACAUCAUCAGACAUGAGAUUAUUUUCAGCUUUAACCUUUUGACUCGUCCUACACACACUUCACUCGGGAUGAAUCGGUACAGACAGACAGUGAGUGAGUGAGUGAGUGAGGAACAACUGGCAGCUGGUGACCGCUAGGUGGCGGUAAUGCGAUAUAGUGGCUGCAGCACCAAGAGGACGAAGAAGAAGCUGAACAGCAGCAUGACCCGGAAGCACAGCGGCGCUCAGUGAGCUACAGAGUAAAUAAACAGUGGAGGUGAAAGUCAGGGUUUCUCCGCACUCCGGUUCCGUGUCCUCGGGUGUCCUCGGGUUUCCUCGGGUGUCCGCUGCACUGAGGCGGUGGGGGGGGGAGACAUGGACGCCCCGCUGGUGAUCUGCACGAAGGAGGAGCAGCGCGCGGUGAUCCGCUUCCUGUGGUCGGAGGGAGUCCCCGGCGCGGUGAUCUACCGCAGGCUGUGCGCGCAGUACGGGGAGAACGUUCUGUCGCGGAGAACCGUGUACGAGUGGAUCGAGAGGUUUAAGGAGGGCCGGGCGAGUGUGAGCCACCAGGAGGGAGCGGGACGACCGGCCACGUCCACGGCGCAUGACAACAUCGAGCGCACCCGCGAGCUCAUCCUCUCCAACAGGCACGUGACCGUGGACGACGUGGCGACUCACCUGCAGAUCAGCCACGGCUCGGCGUACGAGAUCAUCCACGACCGCCUGAAGUUCCGGAACGUGUGUGGGCGGUGGGAGCACGGGCUGGAGGAGCGGAGACCCCGAAAGAGCCUGAAAGUCAGUCACGAGCUGGAAGACUGACGGGCCCCUGAUUUACUGGGGUUUAUUCAGGAAAAACCAUCAGCAGGACUCGUUACAGUGAGACACCUACAGAAGAGCACUUGGGAUUAGACGCAGGAGACACGCUGCUGUCCCGAGAUUAGACAUUAAACUCACACAAACACUUCAUAGUUCUCUAACACUUACUUAUGUCUCGUGAACAGAGGAAUUAAACAGACAUUAUGAGCUGCAGUUCUUAAACCUGACCACACGAUGGCAGUGUCGUCUCGGUUUCUAUAGAACACCUGAACAACCUUUUAAUCCUUUGAACAUAAUUCUUAUCUCAGCCUGCUAUUAUAUCUGAACUAUGAUUAUAACUACACUCCUAUUCACUGAGGUAUUUAUUCUUUUCUCUCAGUGUUCCAGUCACAGCUCUUAAAUAGAAGUUUACUUUUACAUUAAGGCGUUUGGCAGAAGCUCUUAUCCAGGAGACCUUGAGGGGAAAAAGAUUUUAAAGUGCAUUAAAGUUUCCUUAAUCGGAUAAAUCCUUACACUGGGUUACUAAGUUACAAUCUAUGAGUACAAUCAGUCAAACCCUCCUGGGCAGCCUUUUUUUUUAAAAUUAGGGUGGGGGGAUUAACCCAAAUAUGUACGAAACAGAUAGUGUAGGUCUUUAUUCAUUGCGUAAAGACCUGCAGAUCAGCUGUCCAGACAUGUAGAAGAAGAUGCCUAUAAAGUGCUCUUCAGUCAUUUAAACUGAGGGAAUAAAGCGAGUCCAGACCUGAGGCAGUUGGAUAUGUACAUAUAAUGUUCACUAGAGAUGCUUAUUUCCAUGCCACCCCAGUUGCAAUGAUGCCAGCAGUUCAGGAUGUCGUGGUUAUUGGGUUGUGUUUAAAGAUGUGCUAUCUGUAGGUCAGGGUGCAAGCUGUAGGCCUCAGGCAUAGACGUUAGAAAUAAAAGAAAGUGUUCAUACUUUAAUGAUUUUUACACUUCUGUGUUAUUUAAUUGUGAUUUAUAUUAGUAGUAGUGGUGGUGGUAAUACAGUGGACAUGAUGUACUUGCUCAUCCUGAUGUGUAUUCCUGUUUCUCCACCACUUUCUAAAUAAUUGCAACUUCCUGUUCCUAUUAACUGGUUCCUCUCGUUCUUUCUCGUUUAAAUCAUAUGAAAUCUUUUGUCUUCUCCAGAUUAUAGGAAAUCCUGCUGAAGCCUGAUCAGUGCUUUUCUUCUUUUGUUUUAAUUUGUUAAGAAAGUCUGGACUCGAGCUGCAAAUUGAGAAGAAAAACAUGAAUGCCUAAAAUGUGAAAGUGUGAUUCACUAGCAACAGGCUAGCCAGCUAAAAUCAGCAGUCUUGUGUGUGUGUGUGUUGUAUCUGCUUUCAUUAAACUGUGUCUAUUUUAAUUGAUAUAAAGUAAA
Messenger RNA from Clarias gariepinus (North African catfish), 2346 nucleotides. Its product is annotated as protein GVQW3-like. Lineage: Eukaryota; Metazoa; Chordata; Actinopteri; Siluriformes; Clariidae. The coding region runs from base 531 to 974 and encodes 147 amino acids. The record is from RefSeq and is a predicted model, not a curated record. The transcript has 2 exons.